Messenger RNA from Suricata suricatta (meerkat), 1112 nucleotides. RefSeq names its product spermatogenesis associated 46 (gene SPATA46). NCBI's taxonomy places the organism in Eukaryota, Metazoa, Chordata, Mammalia, Carnivora, Herpestidae. The record is from RefSeq and is a predicted model, not a curated record. Gene Ontology annotation, biological process: fertilization. The transcript is spliced from 4 exons. Bases 94 to 1005 code for a protein of 303 amino acids. Gene Ontology annotation, cellular component: nuclear membrane.
UCAGCAUUUCUGGACCUCGAGUCUCUUCCUUUGUCCUGAGAACUUUUCCUGACAUUAUGUCCUCACGUGCCACCAGCUUGCCAGGUGUGGUCCAUGACUAGACUCCCUCCCCUGGAUCCUGGAGCGAGCCCAGAGGCCAGAAUGCAGACACACAGACACACAGCGCGAGCUGCAGGAAGGCCAAGGCCAGGCCGAAAGCUCUCCUCCGGUCGGCCUCUAACAUUCUCCUUUGGAGAGAAUCCUUCCCAGAGGACAAUGAAAAUGCCCCAUUCGGAAUUCCCCAGGAAGCCACCAGAACAGUUCUUUCUGUUUCUGUGGGCACGUAAGAGAGCAUGGCUUCUUCAGCUUUGCGAUGUCAUAAGGCCCCAAGACAUCGCAAAGACCGCGCUGCCCACCGAGGCGUCCGGCCCGGCCCAGGCCCUGCCGCCCCAGGGCCACGGCAGUGUUCUGCGGCACGGGGUGCACAACACCGUCUUCUCUCCAGACGGCCUCCUGGGGGACUCCCAGCCCAGGGAGCCGCGGCGGAGCUGCACCAUCUACCGGCCCUGGUUCUCCCCGUACAGCUACUUCGUCUGCACGGACCAGGAGAGCCAGCCCGAGGCCCUCGGCUUCCCGGAGGUGCAGCAGGACGAGGGCAGGGGGGAGGGCCGGCUGCCCGAGGAGCUGGCAGAGAGCAUCUGCUCGUCCUCCUCGUCCCCUGAGGACACCUGCCCCCGGGAGGCAGCCAGGAAGCCCGGGCCCAGCGUGGACUCCGCAGACUCCAUCACGUCCCGAGACAUCCUGGUGGCCUCCAGGUGGCGGCCGGCCCAGCAGGGCGGCUACAAGUGCGCGGCCUGCUGCCGCAUGUACCCCACGCUGCACUCCCUCAAGAGCCACAUCCGGGGCGGCCUCCGGGAGGGCUUCAGCUGCAAGGUGUACUACCGCAAGCUCAAGGCCCUCUGGGGCCAGGAGAAGGCGCGGCUGGGGGACAGGCUGGCCUCCAGCGGCUGCCAGGCCUUCAAGUAGGCCCAUGGGGUGGCGGCUGGGCCGUGAGCGGACACCUCGGCGAAAGGGGGACGAGGCCUGUUUAUGUCUCCAGGGAUGUCAGUAAACCCCCGUUAGUCACAGCCUUC